CAAUUAUUGUCGCAUUCAGCAGUAUUCAGCAAGCAGUCAACAUCAGCGGUUAUCCUCAGAAAAAGUGAAAUCAGAAAGCUAAAACCAUGUCCCAGGCAGUGAUUACGGAUACACCCCAGGAAGAGAAUGAUUCAACAACCAAAACCAACGGUUCGACCGAGAAUGGCAAGGUGGAGGAUCUGAAGAGACCCAUACAUGUCUCCGGCGGAGUGGAGGAGAUCAUAGAUCCGUUCUGUAAUCCGGACAAUCCUCAGAGAAUAUCCUUCCAUGAUGUGACAUCAGCGGCUUUUCUUAUACGUGGUGGAGUGGAGCGUACUCCUUGUCCGAAAUCCACAUCAUCGGAACUUUAUGGCAUGGAUUUGUAUUUGAAGAAGGAUUUCCUGCAAUUCACGGGCAGCUUCAAGGAGCGUGGCGCACGCUAUGCCUUGUUAUCACUCACCGAGGAGCAGAAGAAAAAGGGUGUGAUUAGUGCCUCCUUGGGUAAUCAUGCCCAGGCUUUGUGCUAUCAUGGCUGGAAACUUAAUAUCCCGGUUACCGUGGUCAUGCCCAAGGCAGCCACCAUUAUGAAGAUCCAGAAGUGUCGCAAAUUCAAGGCCCGGGUCAUUGUCGAUGGCAAUGAUAUGGGUGAGGCCAAGUCUCUGGCGUUGCGUAUGUCCCGCGAUGAGGGUUUGCUCUAUGUGAAUGGCUACGAUCAUCCGCAUAUAAUGGCAGGACAGGGUACCAUUGGUCUGGAGAUUCUAGAGCAAGUUCCAGAUCUGGAUGCCGUGGUGGUUCCCGUGGGAGGAGGUGGUCUUAUUGCAGGCAUUGCCACUGCCGUAAAGGCUAUUUCUCCCAACACUAAAAUUAUUGGUGUGGAGUCUGAGAAGUGCGCCAGUUUCUCGAGAGCCUUGGAGAAUAAUGGCCCCAUUCACACUCCUAUCAAGAACACUCUGGCCGAUGGUUUGGCUGUGCCCAAAGUUGGCUAUAAUGCUUUUGCCACGGCCAAGCCACUCAUCGAUCGCAUGGUGGUGGUCAAGGAGGAAUGGAUUGCAGUGGCCAUUCUCCGGCUGGUGGAGGAGGAAAAGUGUGUGGUCGAGGGAGCAGGUGGAGCAGCCUUAGCUGCCAUUUUAGCUGGUCAGUUGGAUGAGCUUAAGGGAAAGAAAGUUGUGAUCCUUUUGUGUGGCGGCAACAUAGAUACCACUGUCUUUGGACGCUGUUUGGAGCGAGGACUGGCCGCUGUGGGUCGCCUGGUCAAGUUCAAUGUGGAGGUCAGCGAUCGUCCUGGCGGCAUUAAUGAUCUGUGCGCUCUGCUUUAUCGCGUUGGUGUCUCCAUCAAGGAUAUUAUGCAUGAGAGAGCCUGGCUAAGGGACAUCUACACUGUGGAGGUAAAGGUGGUGUGUGAAACUGUGGACUGGUCGCACAGCAUGGAGCUGAGAGAUGAGCUCAAGAAGUUCUAUGCCAAAGUGCAGUUCUCCGAUGUCCCAAUGGCCCUGACCCAAGAAGUCAAAUCGUAAACGGAUCUUUUCUAUAUGUAUAUAUAUAUAUAUAUAUCUAUAGUGUAUAUAGUACACAUAUGAUUUAUUCAAAAAACUUAAAACUUAGAGCUUAGUGGCUUAUGGGUAUGUAAACUAUAAUCGUAGUCGAAGUAGAAAUGUAAAUUAGGCGUAAAUAAAUAUACAUAAAAUACAGAGUCUAGAAAUGAA
This is a messenger RNA of Drosophila serrata, 1682 nucleotides long. It is a transcript of the gene Srr, whose product is annotated as Serine racemase. NCBI's taxonomy places the organism in Eukaryota, Metazoa, Arthropoda, Insecta, Diptera, Drosophilidae. Gene Ontology annotation, biological process: L-threonine catabolic process; L-serine catabolic process. The record is from RefSeq and is a predicted model, not a curated record. Gene Ontology annotation, molecular function: L-serine ammonia-lyase activity; threonine deaminase activity.